Messenger RNA from Drosophila virilis, 3949 nucleotides. It is a transcript of the gene dpr9, whose product is annotated as defective proboscis extension response 9. Gene Ontology annotation, cellular component: neuron projection membrane. NCBI's taxonomy places the organism in Eukaryota, Metazoa, Arthropoda, Insecta, Diptera, Drosophilidae. Gene Ontology annotation, biological process: synapse organization. The record is from RefSeq and is a predicted model, not a curated record.
UAUAUUUAGUGCAGUCGUGUCGUUCGGUCGUUCUAACGGUAGAUACAGCCGCAUAGCUUUGGCUCAGUGUAAAGACAUUUCUCCCACACAUAUACAGCCACACAAAUAGCCAGUUCUCAUACACAUGCACGUGCUGUGUGUGUGUGUUUGUGUGCGACAACGAGCUGAAAGUAAAAGUUAUUCAAUGUGCAAUGUGUGAUUUUAAAGCAUUUUGCAAGACUUCCGCAAAGGAUCCAACGAACUAACAUUAUGUUAAACAAUUGAAAAACAAAAUUCACUUAACUCGCGACAAUUACAACAACAUUAGACACGCUCAGGUGCAACAUUCGCGAAAAGAAAAAAAGCUGCCGACGACACAGAAGGACGAAGGACGAGACACGAAGGACAAUUCGCAAUCAGUACGCUGCGCCGGCCGCUAAUGAAGAUGAAGUUAUGCCCAGCGAUAUCGUGUUAAAGUAGAAUUAAAUAGAAUAUAAAUCGCUGGAAAAAUGACAGCGAUUUCUCAGCACCAGCCGAGCAGAACAAAUGCUAAGUAGUUUGCCAGCAGGCCAGCAGGACUAAGGACAACAACAACAACAACAACAACAAGAGCAGCCGCAGCUCAAGCUUGAACCGGAACAGGAACAGGAAUCGGGCGUAGGCAGAGUCCCGAGCAAGCCGGGCAAUUUGUAAGCCGGCUUUCGGCAAUUUCACGCAUCGCGGCGGUAUGGCGGCAGGCGCUAAUAAGGCGACCAGCCACGCCCCCAAGUUGUACAGUUGCCAAAAAGAUGGCCAAGCCCAACUAGAAUCAAGUGCGCACAACAGUAACAGCAACAACAACAACUGAGCGAGAGAGCGAACAGGACUAACCAACAAGGACGAGUGAAAUAUUAUGGCAACUUUUCAAAUGGAAACGCGCCAGCGGCAGCCGCAACAAACGAAUUUAAAACAACGACAAAGACAACGUUCAACAGGGCAAGGGCAAGGGCAAGGGCAAGGCCAAGGGGAAGCGGAAGAGCAACCGGAACGGGAACGAGAGACAUUCACAAAUUGCACACGUCUGUGGCCCACCUGCUCAACGGUAGCCAGCGUCGAGUGCAGCAGCCGGAGCAGCAGAAGCAGCUGCUGCCAGCGGGCUCUGAUAAUGCUCAGCCUGUUCGUGGUUGUCAUCGUUGUGAUAUCCGGCAAUGGCGUGCUCGCCGCGCAGCGUGACGCGCAUAAAUCAAAGGACAUGAGCAGCAGCAAUAAUGCCAUACCAAGUGAAGGCGACGCAGCUGCGGCCGCAGCUGCUGCAGCUGCAGAUGGUGUUGCCGGAAGCGGAAGCAUGACCAGCACAACCAACAGCAACGGAAGCAACAGAAAUGGCCAUGCGACAGUCGCUGGCCAAGCCAUGACAACCGACAGCAGCUCCAGUUCCAGCUCCAGCUCCAGCUCCAGCUCCAACUCGAAAUCGAACUCCAACUCCAACUCUGGCUCUAGCAUAUCAACAACAACGGCAAGAAGCGGCAUAGCCAGCAGUAGUCUGCACAGAGGGAACUCGAUAGCAUCGCUGGCCGCCGCUGCCGGCAUCAAUCGGAACAGCAUCGAUCUGGGCGAGGACUCGCGCAGCAGUGGACCGUACUUCGACAGGAAUGCCUCGAAGAAUGUGACCGCGCUGCUGGGCAAGACGGCCUAUUUGAAUUGUCGCGUCAAGAAUCUGGGCAAUAAAACUAUGCUGCUGCAAGUCUCCUGGGUGCGACAUCGGGACAUACAUUUGCUAACAGUCGGCCGUUAUACGUACACAUCGGAUCAGCGCUUUCGGGCCAUACAUCAGCCCCAAACCGAAGACUGGAUGCUCCAAAUUAAAUACCCCCAACACCGAGACUCUGGCAUCUACGAGUGCCAAGUGUCAACCACUCCGCACAUGAGCCACUACAUCCACUUGACUGUUGUCGAGCCCUCAACGGAAAUAAUCGGCGCACCCGAUUUGUAUAUAGAAAGCGGCUCGACCAUAAAUCUCACCUGUGUCAUACUCAACUCACCGGAGCCGCCGGCCUAUAUCUUUUGGAAUCACAACAACGCUAUAAUCAACUAUGAUUCGCCUCGGGGCGGCGUUUCGGUGGUCACCAACAAAGGUGAGACGACGACAUCGUUCCUUCUGAUUAAAUCGGCUCGUCCAUCCGACUCCGGGCAUUAUCAGUGUAAUCCAUCAAAUGCAAAGCCCAAAAGCGUAACGGUACACGUGCUGAAUGGUGUUUCUCAUUCCGUUUCCAGGGGAGUUCCCAGCAGCAAUGCAGCACGCGGCACCAGCACAUCCUCCCAUGUCUCCAAGUCGCUAUCUCUUAGUGUACCUGUUUGUGUGCUGCUGCAGUUUGGCAUUUGUCAGGCACUCCAUGCGGCCCUCUGUGCUGCAGCCGCGGCGGCGAAGUCGACCCUGCGAUUUCGACGAAUCCCCACCAGCCGCAGCAGUUGUGCCGGACGAGGCGGUGGCCAGGCCGGUGUCAAAGCGUCUGUGUCGGUAUCAGGACUGCGACACAUCCUCAAAGGUAUUUUAAGUCUGCUCUACUCGCUGUUGAGCGUCACAUGGCGAGGGCGUGGCCCAUCCCAACAGCAACAACUUCAACAAUCAUCAACAGCAGGUGCAACGGCAACAGCAGGUGCAGCUGCAACUGCAACAACAGCGGCAACGUUUAGGCAAGUAUAUGAGGCAGACAUAAGGUGAGCAGCCAUUCAAAAUGAAAACGAAAGUAAAUAUAUAUAUAUAUAAAACAGAAACACUCUCUUAGACUCUAGACUAAUGCUAUAAAGUAAAUUCACACACACAUACAUAUACAUACACUUAUAUGAUAACAACUUAGCCUAACUAACUCAAAUAUACACAAACACGAACACACACACACACAUACGAACACAACAAUACAUACAUAAGCUGUAACUAUAUAAUAGUAACUACUAUGUAUAAUCUAUUGGCUAUUCCGUUUUUCUAUGAACCCCGUGACGUAUACGUAAUAAUUAUCCCGAAAAGUAAGCAAAGAAUAGAAAAACUAAAUACAGAGCCAAGUUGUCGCCUUUUCAAGUACAACUUUUGUAUCAUAUGGUCAAAACGGUUCUGUUGUCUAAAUUUUAGUUUCGAAUCUUGUAAAUAGGCCGAAUUGCGCUUCUAAGCCCGCCAAUUGAGUGAAGAAGUAUUUGGAUUAUCUUUCAAGGAAUUUGCCCCAAAACACAACUUCCCAACUUUUUGAUACAUCAAAUUAAUAUACAAAAGAACAUUCGCAAGAACUUUGUGUAGAGACUUAACCGACACGAACACUGCUCAAAACUUUUAAACAAUUUUCAGAACAAAUAUGAAAAACAAUGGGAAAACAAGCUAAAUGUUAAAAUGAAAGCGCUUUUCCAGAUGCCAUACUGUGACUAUUCCCAAUGCAAAAACUUAUUUUAUAAACUCAAAUAGGCGUAAAAAUAAAUGUUUAACGGCAAGCAACUCAACACACAUUAAGCAACAAAAAGAUAAACAAAAUAAUCAUAAUUAAUUCGAAAAAUAAAAAAAUUCAAAUGAAAAAUCUUCUAAAUGUUAAACUUCAACUGCGCAGCAAAAUUCAAGUACUGACUAAAGCAUAUACAAUAUAUAUAAAAAAAAUAUACAUAUUAAAUAAAAUAUAUAAUGAAAAAAAGAAACACUGUAAAAAUAAAUUCACUACGAAUGCAGCAAAAGCAAAAGUUAAACUUAGGAGAAAUGUUUGUCUAGAUGUUGAAGUCAUUGUCGCAAAGUUAUCCCGAACAUCAUAGGCAUUAAAUCAUAGGAACUAUGCAGAAGAUAUAUUCAAAUAUUCCUAUCAUAAGUUGCUUCAUUUUCAAAUUGUUUCUUUAAUGUGUGUAUAAAUGGCAUAAAUAUUGAUUAUAUAUUUAAGCUUAAUUGAGGUGCAAUUGGGUUGGCGCAAAAGGAGCUGAAGAACUGAGGUUAGAUUAAAUAUGUUCGAAUUCGUGUUGCACA